This is a messenger RNA of Anopheles cruzii, 4762 nucleotides long. It is a transcript of the gene Usp15-31, whose product is annotated as ubiquitin carboxyl-terminal hydrolase 43. Gene Ontology annotation, biological process: protein deubiquitination. Gene Ontology annotation, molecular function: cysteine-type deubiquitinase activity. Bases 1 to 3681 code for a protein of 1226 amino acids. The record is from RefSeq and is a predicted model, not a curated record. The transcript is spliced from 7 exons. NCBI's taxonomy places the organism in Eukaryota, Metazoa, Arthropoda, Insecta, Diptera, Culicidae.
AUGGAGAAAAACAAUACGCUGGAUGUCGCGAAGGCCGCGCCCGGGAGCGGCGGCCCGAGAAGUGCGAGCAGCGCGAGCAAGUUAAAGCGAGCAUUUUCAAUGCCGCGCAAUCCAUUUCAAGGUUCGCGGAACGGCAACGCAUCGUCGUCGGCUAAAGUGAGCAGCAGUGCUGCCAGCAACAGUAGUAGCGCCACGAUGGACAACCGAACCGGGGGCGGCGGCAGCGACACGAACGUCACAUCUAGCACCCCUGGGACGGUCGAGGCGGGCGGUGUCGCGAAUGGCGAAAAGAAAAUCUUCCGACGAUUAUCAGUGAAAAAGUUUAUCAAUCGUAUUGCACAACAAAUGACCAACCGUACGGUGAGCAAUCAUAAAUUCGACAAGACGCAACCGUCGCCGCCACCCCAAUCGUUCGCCACCGGAAACGCAGCAGGCAUUGCCGCAACUGCCGGUGGUGGUGCUGCCAGUGGCAACUUUGUGUGGCCACCCGAUAGCGUACCGGGUGUGAUAGGGUUGCGAAACCAUGGCAAUACCUGUUUCAUGAAUGCCGUCCUACAGUGUCUCAGCCAUACGGACAUUUUGGCUCAGUAUUUCGUUUUGGAUCUCUACAAGGCCGAUUUAAAACGACGCAACAAAAUUAAUGCCAAAAAGUUCGGUACCAAAGGGGAGCUGACCGAGCAGCUUGCACUGGUGCUCAAAUCGUUGUGGACGUGCCGCGAUGCACCGGAUUAUAGUUCUAACUUUAAGGCUGUGGUCGAUCGUUACGGAAGUCAAUUCAGAAGCUCUACCCAGCACGAUGCGCAAGAGUUUCUUUUCUGGUUGUUGGACAAGGUGCACGAGGAUUUAAAUACGGCGACAAAGCGAAAAUAUAAAACCAUUAAGAACAAUGGACGGUCGGAUGAGGUGAUAGCCGCGGAAACGUUGGCCAACUACGUGCGCUGCAACAAUUCGUUCGUCCAGGCCGUCUUUCAGGCACAGUUCCGUUCGUCGCUGUCGUGCCCGACGUGCGGGAAGCAGAGCAACACGUUCGAUCCGUUCUACUGUCUGUCGGUGCCGUUGCCCCAGCUGUCCCAGCAGCCGGUCCUGGUGAAGGUGAUCUACGCGUCGCAGCAACCGAAGCAGGUCAAGCUGGGUCUAGGCAUUCCGCACGGAUCGCCGGUGUUGGCACUGCGCGAACAGCUGCACGCCGACACGGGAAUCGCGCUCGAUCGGAUGAUCCUCACGGAGAUCUGCGAGUCGGGCUUUAGCCGCGUGUUUUGCGACUCCCAUCUGAUGUCGUCCAUCCGUGAAACGGACCCCCUGUACUGUAUCGAGUGCCCGACGAUGGCCGCCACCGGCCAGUCGCAGGACGUCUCCACUGGUGGGACAAAAAUUUUGCUCUGUCUCUGCAACGGCAAACGGGGCGGUGGCCCCGAUGGUGCCGGUGCCGUCAAGCGCUUCGGAACUCCGUUCUGUGUGGUGGUGAACCGGGACGUGUCGUACGGGGAGCUACAAAAGCUGCUGCUAAAGGAAAUGUCAACCAUUUUGCGAUCGGACGUGUUCACGUUUGCCACCCCGGCCCAGAGCCUGUUCCGGUUACGGCUGCAAGAUCCAUCGUGCGAUGCGGACACGUAUCUGGAGGCAACGGUCGAGCAUCCGCUGUUUACGGAAGUGAUUGACCUGGCCCUAUCGGUGCUACCGGUGGACGCGGGGCCCGCGCACGUGAAGCUGCUGCUCGAGUGGACGGAACCGGAGCGGUUCUUUGCCGACAUGAGCGAUGCGUUCGUCGAGCACGAAAGUGUCAAUCUGAUGCGCGAACGAAUACCGGCCAGCUCGGCACUGACGCUGGAGCAGUGCUUCGAGCAUUACACAAAAGCGGAAACCCUCGGGCAGGACAACGCCUGGAAGUGUCCGCACUGUCAGCAGUAUUUGCCGGUUGUGAAAACGCUCGGCCUCUGGUCGCUCCCGGACAUUAUGGUCAUUCAUCUGAAGCGCUUUCGGCAGCAGCAACUUCGCGCCACCACGCAGGCGGCCAAGCUGACGAACUUGGUGAAGUUCCCACUGCGCGGCUUCGACAUGACGCCCCAUCUGGCGCGCGAUCAUUCCCACCUAUCGUCCCAGCAGCAGCAGCAUCCUCUUCAACCGAAUGGUGGCGGCUCGGCCUAUUCGGCCUCAACAACCGCCGAAACGGACCACUGGAGUCCGUGGCGUAAGAUAAAACGGCAUUCCACUCAGACCCAUUCCAACUUCUCGGCAGCCGUCAACGGUCGGCGCACGGCAGCCGCCGCAGCAACGGCGACGGUCAUGGACAAUCGGUACGAUCUGUACGCGGUUUGCUACCAUCAGGGCGAUACGCUCGAGACGGGCCACUAUACGGCGGCGUGCAAAAACCCCUACGACAGCCAGUGGUAUCGGUUCGACGAUCAGCGCGUUUCGCACGUGCCGAACGAUCGCAUCGACGAGGAGAUCAUCAACAAUGAGGCUUACUUGCUGUUCUACCAAAGACGAAAGCUGCCGCCCGACGGGUCCGAGUGCUCCGGCAGUUCGAGCUCUAGCUCUGGCGACCAUUGGGUGUCGAAGAUCAUUGUCCCGCCAACGGCGGGGGUGACCACCACCACCACCACUGGCGUCACUAGUGCGACACUGGAACGAAACAAAAAAUCACCUCAACCACCACCCGAAAUGGCCAGUGUUCCGCCACCGGCCGGUGGCAAGGGAAAAGAUUUCAGCACCACUGGUCCGGCAACCGUCGGUGGUAAGGAUCCAGCGGGAGGAUCACCAACGGUCAGCGAGACGGUGGCAGACAACGAACCGAUGGCCGAAGUGCCGAAGACUUCCCAGCCAGUGGUGGCCAGCGUGAGUUUAGAGACCGAACCAGAAACUGGAUGCGAAAAGUCGCCGAAACCGACGGGAUCUGCCGCUAAAUUGGAGAGCACGAUUCCUUCGCCUUCACCGUCGUCGUCGUCGUCAGCUGCAUUGCCAGUCGAAGCGUGCGGGGCCGCCACCACCAGCACCCCCGAUGCCAAAGAAACUUCUCCGAUGGUGGCGCGUGCCGAGGGAUCGUCGGGAGUAUCGACUCCACCGGAUGUCACAUCACCACCAACACGAUCAUCUUCGUCAUCCCCGAUCCCGUUGGUGGUCCGUAUCGUCGAAGCUAAAGCGAAACCGGCGACGGGUCCGCAACCAUCGACGGAAGCGAAGCCGGCGGACGAUGAUGAUGUUGCCACGAAAGUACAGCUUUCUCUUCGCCAGCAACCAACGGUCGACCAGCGGUCGACGGUGGACCACAACAAGCAGCCGGCAGCGUUCGGUCAACCGCCGGCCACUACGGGGCGCUUUUCGCUCCCUUCCUCGCAGCAAUACCAGGACAUUCUCUGGCGCGAGAAUAUGUCCGAACUGAUGCAGAACCACCACAAUCACCAUCAUCACCAUAUGCAUCACCAUCACCGGCCGUCGUCGUUUACGGCGUACAAGGGAGUGAUCGAUGCCGGCGAUGCCGUUUCCCUGAUGCGCAGCGCCAACACCUGCAGCAAGGACACGCUGCUGUACAUCGACCAGCACCAGGGUCACGGGCUCGUCGAUCGGCUCGACGACGACGACGAUUCGGACGAGUUGCUACCGGGUGGCAGUGCCGGAAGCCGGGCGCUGUGGAUCUCGCCCGUCACGCCCCACAAGCUGAUCACCGUAUCGCCGAAAAAUUAAUAUCCGAGCGUCGAUCGUGUGAUCGGAAAGUAUUUAGCCCGCCGUGUGCGCGUCCUGUGUUUUGUUACGACCACCAUCAUUACAUGAUCAUUAUUAUUUGUAUUAAUUUUAUUCUACGGUAUGCGGUUAAGUGUGUUUUGUUUGUUUUAUAUUUUGUUUUCUGCGUUUUGUGAAAUGUUACUUUAGUGUGUAGAAGCGAGGGAGGUAUAGUUUUUCUGCCGUCGUCGCCGCCGUGUGCGCCGCCCCUAAGCGAUAUUGAGUUCCUAUCAUUCCCUUCAAAUCCUGCGUGUGUCUUUCUUACUUUUGAUUUCGAUUGAUUCGGUGCUGUCGGUGAGCGAGCCUUCUUUCGGGGGAUAUGUUGUGGGCCGUACCGGGACGAAGUUGGCCACCGAGGCGGCGGCACAGUGGAACCACACAGCAGCGGUAAUUGUUAGAUUUAUUCUCGGUGCGCGCUCACGAAUUAAUAUUUCUCCGAAUCCAACCCCCUCGGGCGCUUUGAAAGCGUGGCUGUGAUGCGGGGCUUUAGCAGUGAUAUGGUGGCCGAACGUCGCGUGACAACGGUGACGAAACGGCGAUCCACUUUUUGGGAUGUAAAAAAGGCACGUGACUCAGUCGGGAGCCAAUCUGAAACCACACCCUAGAUUCUCUCGUAUGUAUUACCGAAGUCCUGUAGAACGUUACACAUUCUCAAACCCAGUGGCGCGCCAGAACUGGGGACGAGGACAACAAGCAAGCGAGUGAUGAAAUCCACAAUUGUAAUAACUGAUUAUAGUAGAAAGAAAAUAAAACCUGAUUGGUGGAAAAACAGAGAGUUCCAAUAGCGAGCAUUAACACUAGCGGCAAGGAAGAGAGACACACAAUGACACAAGUACAAGUUUAAUGUUAGUUACACUCAGUAGAAGUGAGGCGCGCGCGCGAGAUGGCAAAUUCGAGGGUCCGAGGAAACACGUGCGCCCCCGAGAAUGAUGAUGGUGGCACACACAACACGAACGAUUCCUCGUGCAUCCGGUUUUAAAUUAUUAUUCAUUGCAAUCGGAGAACGCGGAAGUGAACGAAUGGAAUUCCGGAUCCCCGAAUCCGA